Molecule: messenger RNA, 1133 nt
Organism: Diprion similis
Lineage: Eukaryota; Metazoa; Arthropoda; Insecta; Hymenoptera; Diprionidae
Product: myotrophin
Exons: 3
Coding region: 231-587 (118 amino acids)
Biological process (GO): regulation of barbed-end actin filament capping
Cellular component (GO): cytoplasm; nucleus
Molecular function (GO): protein binding
Source: RefSeq, a predicted model, not a curated record
CGAAAAUUGACGGCAGAAGAAAAUUUUCGAUGUAACGUCGAUUUUAGUGUUGUCAUAUUGGCAAUAGUUGACGGGCGAUUGUUUCCUGACUCGGAGCUACGUUCUCGGUGAAAAUCAACGCUUAACCAAUUUCAUUUCAUGUUGAGUGACAAGCGGUUUCAAAAAUCUUAAAUACAUAUUCCGCAGUAUUUUUUGCGAUAUUUCAGAAUUGUUAUUAAACAACAAUUAAAAUGAGCGAACUGGUUUGGGGGAUCAAAAACGGGGAUCUUGAUCAAGUACGGGACAUUGUCGAGAACAAGGAUAUAGACGUGAAUCAAAUGAUUGAUGGGAGAACACCGUUACAUUAUGCUGCUGAUUAUGGCCAAGGUGACGUGCUCAGAUAUCUUUUGGAAAAGGGAGCUGAUGCAAAUGCAACAGACAAACACGGAAUUACAACUCUUUUAGCAGCAAUUUGGGAAGGACACACGAAUUGUGUGAAGUUGUUACUCGAAAGAGGGGCAAAUCCUGAUGGUUCGACACCAGAUGGCACGAGUUACAUUGAGGCAGCUGAGAAGGACGAAAUCAAACAGCUGCUCAAAUCUCACUAGCAUCAAAUCAAAUAAUCGUCAAGUUUUAAUUUUAGAUUUUUAUGUUCCUCAUAGGAGAUUACCAUUGCUUUUAUUCACUUUUAGCAUGUCAAAUUGCUGUAGAUUACUUUAUGUAUUCUAAAGAAGGGUAGAUGAGCGCUAAUAUUAGGAUUAUAUAAUAUAUUAUUUUUUAUGCUGGUGUAGAGUUUACUGAAAUAUCCACAACGAGUUUAUCUAAAAGAAAAACCUGUCAAUUAUUUUGGCAUACCUAUACAAAUAUUGCCUAAUUUUGAUAAAAAAUUAUAAUUUUAACAUUUUAAGUGACGCCUCCAAGUAACUAUCUAUGUGCUUUGACCAAUGGUUAAAUUACUUGCAUUAGUUCUAUUGUUAAACGCGACGGAAUUUUUAUCUGUUGAAUGUGUUAUUUAAUCUCGCUGAUUAGGUUUGCUAUUUUAUUCAACCUAUAGCUUCAAGAUGAGAACAAUUAGCUACGUGUACAAGUUAUAAUAGUACGCUUUAUUGAUGUACUUCGUAUUUUUAAUAAUAAAAAAGAUAUUUGCGCUAUAA